CUUCCUGUGGGGCCUCCUCUGAACCCCGUGAUGUCUAGUUCCUGAGAUAGAGGAGCCUUGAGAAGCCGUCCUUGUCUGGGGAGCCGGCACCACAGCCUCAGACAUGCCGCUCCUGCUGCUGCUGCCCGGCCUGCUGUGGGGGAGCCUGGGGGCCCAGGGCCAGAAGGGGAACAUCCCUGAUUACGGGCUCCACGUGCAGGAGUCAGUGACGGUGCAGGAGGGGCUGUGUGUGCAGGUGCCCUGCACCUUCUCCUACUCCCGGGAUGGCUGGGCCGACUCCACCCCGGCUCACGGCUACUGGUUCCGGGAAGGGACUAAUGCACUCAGAGACGCUCCAGUGGCCACAAACAACCCACAGCGCAGAGUGCUGAAGGAGACCCAGGGCCGCUUCCUCCUCCUCGGGGACCCCAAGGACUACAACUGCUCCCUGUUCAUCAGAGACGCCAGGAAGGAGGACCAGGGGAAAUACUUUUACAGGGUGGAGAGAGGAGGGUUAAAGUACAGUUACAUUUUUAAUUUUCUCUCAGUGAAUGUGUCAGCCCUCACCCACACACCCCUCAUCCUCAUCCCAGGGACCCUGAAGUCAGGUCACCCAGUGAACCUGAACUGCUCUGUGCCCUGGGCCUGUGAGACAGUGAAGCCCCUCACCUUCUCCUGGAUUGGGGGUACCAUCACCUCCCAGGGCCCCAGGAAUGCCCUCUCCUCUGUGCUCACCCUCACCCCACGGCCCCAGGACCACGGCUCCAGCCUCACCUGUCGCGUGACCUUCCCUGGAGUCAAUGUGAACACAGAGAAGACAGUCCAGCUCAGCGUGACCUACCCUCCACAGAAUGUGAGCAUCACAGCCUUCAUGGAAAAUGGCACAGAAUAUACAGUCCAGGCAAAUGGCACAAUGCUGCGUGUCUGGCAGGGCCAGACCCUACGCCUGGUCUGUAAGUCUGACAGCAACCCGCCCGCUAACCUGAGCUGGGCUCAGGAGAGCGGGAUCCGGAGGCCCUACCAACAUGGAAGUUCUGGAGUCCUAGUGCUGCCUCAAGUGGAUGUCAGGGACGAGGGGGUUCUCACCUGCAGGGCUCAGAACCUUCUGGGCUCCCAGCACAUCUCCCUGAGCCUCUGGCUGAGGAUGCGGGAUCCAGGCGGUGGACCGGCUUCCUCAGGAAUGGUGUCUGGGGCCCUGGUGGGCGCUGGAGUCACGGCAGUGCUCUUCCUGCUCCUUGGCAUCGUCGGUAUCCUACUGAGGUCCCGCAGGAAGGAGAUGCGGCCAGCAGAGGGCCCUUGGGACACUGGCGAGGAGGCUGGGCCAGGCCUGAAGGUAUUGCUGAGAGGACCAGCUUUGCAGCAGCUCUGAUGGCUCCAUGGCUUCACACUGAAGGAAACCAUGAAGUCUGAAGUUCAUAUUCUAGUGGAGAAAUGAAUUUUAUUUUUUAUUUUAAAAAAAGACUCACUUACCACAGGGGAGACCAGAGCACCACUCAGCUCUGGCAUAAGGUGAUAUCAGUAGUUGAACCUGCAACCUUUUAGGGCCUCAGGUAUGUAAGGUCUGCGUACUAUCAAGCUGAGCUGGUUCCCUGGCCCCCUAAAACGGGAGGCCCUUUGGAGCUCAGAGCUCUGAGCACAAUGCCCACAGCCUGCACCCCCUGGACCAGCUCUGAUUGGCAGAUGCAACAGCCAAUGGACAACUUCCCCCAAGAUAUCACACUACGGGGCUUCCAGGAGCCUCCCCCUCCCAACCUGGGCCCCUGGGUGGCUCCCCCUCUGGACUGUCCGCCACAGCCAGACCCACAGCCCUUCCCUUCCUUGCCCUUCUCACCUUGUAGAUUCAGGUUGUGUCUUACAGGUCUGAGGUGGGCACUUGUAGAACUGGGUUUCUCCUACGUGGGGGGUAGGGGGGGUCAGGAGAGAAGUCACACCUUAGGCUUUGAGAAGGUAUAAAGUACAGGGGCAGAUGAAGUGAUUUUGAUGAAAGAGACAGAGGCCAGAGCAUGGCUCAGCUCUGGCAUAUGGUGAUGCCAGAGUCUGACCCUCAGGCAAGCACAUCUCCCCAACUCUGUGCUAGAUCACUUAAUAGAAAUGACCUUGGACGGGGGAGAUAGUGCGAUGGUUUUGCAAAAAGACUCUUAUGCCCAAGGCUCCAAAAUCUUAGGUUCAGACCCCUGCACACCCAUAAGCCAGAACUGAGCAGUGUUCCAGUGAGGGGGGGGGGUUUUCUCAAGUCCACAGAAUGAUGCUUGAGAUGCUUGAGGCUUGUUUUGGGGAGGGAAGAAAUGGGAGUCAGAGAAGUGGCUUGCUCCUGUGCAAAGCCACACAGCUGAGGGGAAGGCAGAUACCUGGCAGAGCACAGCUGUGUCAGCUUGAAGGCCAGGAGUCCACAGAGGGAGACACCACCCAGGAAUGUCAGCACGAUCAGGACCCCCGAGAAGUAUCCUGACAGGUGGAAGCUGCUGUCAGCCUGAAGGCUGCUGAACCCUGGAAGCAGAGGGAAACACGGGGUGAGAAACUCCACUCGCUCCCUGCCCUCCCCUCGGUCCUCCAGUGGUGGACAGAGCACUGUCCACAGAUCCUGUGAGUGAGAAAUGACCAAGAAACUCUCUCUGGGAAGUGGAGAGUUGUGAUGAAUCACAGAUGUGUCUGAUGCCGUUGCAGGAACAGGGGGCUCUGGAGGAGGACAAGUCCAGGCCAGGGGACAGAUAGCGAAUGGUUGGGCACCCAGGACCACUGCACAGAUUCCCACAGAGCUCGAGCUGCGAGCCAGGCAGUGCAUGAGGCCUGGGGACGAGUGAAGAGCAUGGAGCUAUCCAGGCCUCUGUCCUCCAGAAGCCGGGACUGGAGGGAGGCUGGUCACUAGGUCCUGGAAUCCCUGCUUUUAUUUCCUUCCUUCCUUCCUUCCUUCCUCCCUCCCUUCCUUUUCU
Molecule: messenger RNA, 2909 nt
Organism: Erinaceus europaeus (western European hedgehog)
Lineage: Eukaryota; Metazoa; Chordata; Mammalia; Eulipotyphla; Erinaceidae
Product: sialic acid-binding Ig-like lectin 12
Exons: 7
Coding region: 104-1348 (414 amino acids)
Biological process (GO): cell adhesion
Cellular component (GO): plasma membrane
Molecular function (GO): sialic acid binding
Source: RefSeq, a predicted model, not a curated record